AUGUCCAGGUUGAGAAACAGCAAUUAUAAAAACAUGCAUCGAAGGCACACAACCCUUCGGGAGAAGGGCCGGAGGCAGGCCAUCCGGGGCCCGGCCUACAUGUUCAAUGAGAAAGGCACCAGCCUGACUGCAGAAGAGGAACGCUUUCUCGAUUCUGCAGAAUAUGGCAACAUUCCUGUUGUGCGAAAAAUGCUGGAGGAAUCCAAAACCUUGAACUUUAAUUGCGUCGAUUAUAUGGGACAAAACGCCCUACAGUUAGCUGUAGGGAAUGAGCAUCUGGAAGUGACGGAGCUCCUCCUCAAAAAGGAGAAUCUCGCUCGAGUUGGAGAUGCACUUUUGUUAGCCAUCAGUAAAGGAUACGUGCGCAUUGUAGAAGCAAUAUUGAACCAUCCAGCCUUUGCCCAAGGACAGCGUCUCACACUCAGCCCCCUUGAGCAGGAACUGAGAGAUGAUGAUUUUUAUGCCUACGAUGAAGAUGGAACUCGAUUCUCCCACGACAUUACCCCUAUCAUACUUGCUGCCCACUGCCAGGAGUAUGAAAUUGUCCACAUCUUACUUCUCAAAGGCGCGCGGAUUGAAAGGCCACAUGACUAUUUUUGCAAGUGCAAUGAAUGUGUUGAGAAGCAGAGGAAAGAUUCCUUUAGUCACUCUCGAUCGAGAAUGAAUGCCUACAAAGGAUUAGCCAGUGCUGCUUAUUUGUCUCUUUCCAGUGAAGACCCUGUCCUUACUGCUUUAGAGCUAAGCAAUGAAUUGGCCAGACUAGCCAACAUUGAAACUGAAUUUAAGAACGACUAUAGGAAGCUAUCUAUGCAAUGCAAGGACUUUGUCGUGGGGGUGCUGGACCUGUGCAGAGACACCGAAGAAGUAGAGGCGAUUCUCAACGGAGAUGUGAACAUACAUCUGUGCCCUGAGCACCACCGGCCAAGUCUGAGCAGGAUUAAACUUGCUAUUAAAUACGAGGUCAAAAAGUUUGUUGCUCACCCCAACUGCCAGCAGCAACUGCUCACCAUGUGGUAUGAAAACCUCUCAGGCUUACGGCAGCAAUCUAUAGCUGUGAAGUUCUUGGCUGUCUUCGGGGUCUCCAUUGGCCUGCCCUUCCUCGCCAUAGCCUACUGGAUCGCUCCCUGCAGCAAGUUGGGACGGACCCUCCGAAGUCCUUUCAUGAAGUUUGUGGCACAUGCAGUUUCUUUCACAAUCUUCCUUGGACUGUUAGUAGUGAAUGCUUCAGAUCGGUUUGAAGGAGUAAAAAAUCUCCCCAACGAGACCAUCACGGAUCAUCCAAAACAAAUAUUUAGAGUCAAAACAACUCAGUUCUCAUGGACAGAAUUGCUGAUCAUGGAGUGGGUAUUGGGCAUGAUAUGGUCAGAGUGCAAGGAGAUCUGGGAAGAGGGGCCACGCGAAUACGUGGUGCAUCUCUGGAACCUGCUGGACUUUGGGAUGCUGUCCAUCUUCGUGGCAUCAUUCACCGCCAGGUUCAUGGCUUUUCUCAAAGCGACUGAAGCACAACAGUACGUAGAUCAGUACGUUCAAGAUGAUGACCUCAAUAACGUCACCCUUCCCCCUGAAGUUGCUUACUUUACUUAUGCCAGGAACAAGUGGCUUCCCUCGGAUCCUCAGAUCAUUUCAGAAGGACUGUAUGCAAUAGCUGUGGUACUCAGCUUCUCCCGCAUUGCUUACAUUCUUCCAGCCAACGAAAGCUUCGGCCCCCUGCAGAUCUCUUUGGGGAGGACUGUGAAGGAUAUCUUCAAGUUCAUGGUCAUCUUCAUCAUGGUGUUCCUGGCCUUCAUGAUUGGAAUGUUCAACCUUUACUCUUACUACCUUGGUGCAAAAUACAACCCCGCGUUUACAACGGUAGAAGAAAGUUUUAAAACCUUAUUCUGGUCAAUAUUUGGCUUAUCUGAAGUGAUAUCUGUGGUGCUGAAGUACGAUCAUAAAUUCAUUGAGAAUAUUGGAUAUGUACUCUAUGGAGUAUAUAACGUGACUAUGGUGGUGGUGCUGCUUAAUAUGCUAAUAGCCAUGAUCAACAACUCCUAUCAGGAAAUUGAGGAUGCAGAUGUGGAGUGGAAGUUUGCACGUGCCAAGCUCUGGCUAUCCUACUUUGACGAAGGAAGGACUUUACCUGCUCCUUUUAAUCUAGUGCCAAGCCCUAAAUCAUUUUAUUAUCUCAUACUGAGAAUAAAAAUGUGCCUCAUAAAACUCUGCAAAUCUAAGGCCAAAAACUGUGAAAAUGAUCUUGAGAUGGGGAUGCUGAAUUCCAAACAACGGAAAGUUCGUUUUCACUCUAGCACUCGAAAUACAGAAAUUUUUUCUGGGAAGAAUGCUUAUAACAAGCCCACAAGAUAUCAGGUGACAACCCUACCUCCCUCUGGAUUCUACUACCUUGGCCAUCUUCAACACACCAAAAUAAUGAAACGUCUGAUUAAGCGAUAUGUACUGAAGGCUCAGGUUGACCGAGAAAAUGAUGAGGUCAAUGAAGGAGAACUUAAAGAGAUUAAGCAAGAUAUUUCUAGUCUCCGCUAUGAACUCCUAGAGGAAAAGUCACAGGCUACUGGCGAGCUGGCAAGACUAAUACAGCAGCUGAGCGACAAAUUUGGGAAGAACUUAAAUAAGGACAUUUGA
Messenger RNA from Aptenodytes forsteri (emperor penguin), 2619 nucleotides. It is a transcript of the gene TRPC7, whose product is annotated as transient receptor potential cation channel subfamily C member 7. Bases 1 to 2619 code for a protein of 872 amino acids. The record is from RefSeq and is a predicted model, not a curated record. Gene Ontology annotation, molecular function: store-operated calcium channel activity; inositol 1,4,5 trisphosphate binding; protein binding. The transcript has 13 exons. Gene Ontology annotation, biological process: manganese ion transport; calcium ion transmembrane transport; regulation of cytosolic calcium ion concentration. NCBI's taxonomy places the organism in Eukaryota, Metazoa, Chordata, Aves, Sphenisciformes, Spheniscidae. Gene Ontology annotation, cellular component: cation channel complex; membrane.